AGGUAGAAAACGACAAAUCCUCCCCUAAUUUGGUGUUUUUUUGUUGUUGAAAGAGCUAUUAAAAGAGGAAAAUCCACAUUAGUCGGAAAUAGAAAGAGAGAGAGAGAAUAGAGUUUAGUUAGCGAAAUAUAAGAGAGAGAGAAAGAGAACGUUUCAACUCCAUUUUUCCCGGCCUAAAGCUAACUAACUGUUUUGUUUUCGUUUCUGUCACUUCCCAUCUUUCUGGGACAAAAGUCCGUUCCUUCUCAUCCCCAGAUUGUCGAGCAUCGAGAAGAAGAAGAAGAAGAAGCUUAACAGAAAGAUCUCAAAUUCAAGGCCUGCUUAGGCUGAAUCUUUGUGCUUUUAAAAAAAAUAUUUUUGUUCAAAUUUUCCCUGAAAAUUAUAAUCUUUUGAGGGAGAAAAUGAGCGCUUCGAGAUUCGUAAAGUGUGUAACGGUUGGUGACGGAGCCGUCGGAAAAACAUGUUUGUUGAUCUCUUACACAAGCAACACUUUCCCUACGGACUAUGUGCCCACCGUUUUCGAUAAUUUCAGUGCUAAUGUGGUGGUUAACGGAGCCACCGUUAAUCUUGGAUUGUGGGAUACUGCAGGGCAAGAGGAUUACAACAGACUAAGACCACUGAGCUAUCGUGGAGCAGAUGUUUUCAUCUUGGCCUUCUCUCUUAUCAGUAAAGCCAGUUAUGAAAACGUCUCCAAAAAGUGGAUCCCUGAGCUGAAACAUUACGCUCCUGGUGUCCCCAUCAUUCUCGUUGGAUCAAAGCUUGAUCUUCGAGAUGAUAAGCAGUUCUUCAUCGACCAUCCUGGUGCUGUCCCGAUUACUACUGCUCAGGGAGAGGAGCUGAGGAAGCUAAUAGAUGCACCUACUUACGUCGAAUGCAGUUCCAAAUCUCAAGAGAAUGUGAAAGCUGUGUUUGACGCAGCCAUACGAGUGGUCUUGCAACCACCGAAGCAAAAGAAGAAGAAGAGCAAAGCGCAAAAGGCAUGCUCCAUCCUAUGAUGAUGAUUGGAAAAUCUCUGUUUUUAUUUAUUUGUGGUUUUGGUAACAUUGCAUCAAUGAGUUAAUGGACAGACACCAAGUUUGGUUUUGGUCUUUUGUUUUGUUCUUAAUAUUAAAUCGA
Messenger RNA from Brassica oleracea var. oleracea, 1116 nucleotides. Its product is annotated as rac-like GTP-binding protein RHO1. Gene Ontology annotation, cellular component: cytoskeleton; cell projection; cytoplasmic vesicle. The record is from RefSeq and is a predicted model, not a curated record. Gene Ontology annotation, molecular function: protein kinase binding; GTP binding; GTPase activity. NCBI's taxonomy places the organism in Eukaryota, Viridiplantae, Streptophyta, Magnoliopsida, Brassicales, Brassicaceae. Gene Ontology annotation, biological process: regulation of actin cytoskeleton organization; actin filament organization; regulation of cell shape. Bases 402 to 995 code for a protein of 197 amino acids. The transcript is spliced from 6 exons.